Fusarium redolens is the source of this 1739-nucleotide messenger RNA. Its product is annotated as hydroxymethylglutaryl-coenzyme A synthase C terminal-domain-containing protein. Gene Ontology annotation, molecular function: hydroxymethylglutaryl-CoA synthase activity. The coding region runs from base 283 to 1359 and encodes 358 amino acids. The record is from RefSeq and is a predicted model, not a curated record. NCBI's taxonomy places the organism in Eukaryota, Fungi, Ascomycota, Sordariomycetes, Hypocreales, Nectriaceae. Gene Ontology annotation, biological process: acetyl-CoA metabolic process; ergosterol biosynthetic process. The transcript is spliced from 2 exons.
GAGCUUCUGCGACGACCGUGAGGGUAAGUUUCUCCAAUUCUUCACCGUCCCCUGAAAAGACGAUCUUAGCGCAAUGCGCCUAUCCUCACCGCGUCCUUGGAAAAUCUCAUGAUGGCAUUGGAUCACCGCUAAUAUGCGAUUUCUGCAGACAUCUACUCUUUCGCCCUUACUGCUACCUCCAAGCUCCUCAAGAACUACAACAUCGACCCCAACUCGAUUGGUUACCUCGAGGUCGGUACCGAGACUCUUCUCGACAAGUCCAAGUCCGUCAAGAGUGUUCUUAUGCAGCUCUUUGGCGACAACACCAACAUCGAGGGUGUCGACACUAUCAACGCCUGCUACGGUGGUACCAAUGCUGUUUUCAACGCCAUCAACUGGGUUGAGUCUUCCGCUUGGGACGGUCGCGAUGCUAUCGUUGUUGCCGGUGAUAUUGCUCUCUACGCCAAGGGCAAUGCUCGCCCCACUGGCGGUGCUGGUGCCGUCGCUCUCCUGAUCGGCCCCAACGCCCCCAUCGUUGCCGAGCCUGGUCUGCGUGGUACCUACAUGCAGCACGCCUACGAUUUCUACAAGCCCGACCUUACCAGCGAGUACCCCUACGUUGAUGGUCACUACUCCGUCAACUGCUACACUAAGGCCCUCGAUGCCGCCUACCGCGCUUACUGCAAGCGUGAGGCCAAGCAGGCCACUAACGGUACCAACGGUGCUUCCAACGGUGACGACUCUACCAAGACCAGCCUUGACCGCUUCGACUACCUUGCUUUCCACUCCCCUACUUGCAAGCUUGUCCAGAAGUCUUACGCUCGUCUCCUCUACCACGACUAUCUCGCCAACGCCGACUCUCCUGCUUUCGCUGAGGUUGCUCCUGAGCUCCGUGACAUGGACUACGAGAAGUCCUUGACCGACAAGGUUGUUGAGAAGACCUUCAUGGCCCUCACCAAGAAGCGUUUCCAGGAGCGUGUCAACCCCUCCAUCCAGGUCGCCACCAACUGUGGUAACAUGUACUGUGGUAGUGUCUGGGGUGGUCUCGCCAGUUUGAUCAGCGUUGUCGACAACAAGGCUCUUGAGGGCAAGCGAAUUGGUCUCUUCAGCUACGGAUCUGGUCUUGCUGCUAGUUUCCUGUCUUUCCGCAUCAACGGCAGCGUUGAGAAGAUCUCUAGCGUCCUUAGCAUCCCUGCCCGUCUUGAGGCCCGCCGCGCUGUCCCCCCUGAGACCUACGAUGAGAUGUGCAAUCUCCGAAAGCAGGCCCAUCUCCAGAAGGACUACACUCCCAAGGGUGACGCCUCUACCAUCGCCCCUGGUACUUACUACCUUACCAAGGUCGACGACAUGUUCAAGCGCGAGUACGCUAUCAAGGAGUAAAGGAUUGUCUUUUGAAAAUCCAAAGUAUCCUUGCUCGAACAACCUUUUAUACGAGACAUUUAUCGCUUCUAGACUUGGUUCCAUUACAGCUAUGGCCCAGGCGAAAGCAUAUCAUGAACAUGAUGACAUCAAUGGGGAAAACUAGACGCAGGGAAGAAGAAUAUAGCGGAUGAUGAUAGAAGCGCAAUUCGCGCAGUGGAGAUUGACAUCGAGGUCCUCUAAUUGAGCUAAUAAUGAUGGCCAUUAUGGCUUGUGGAAGUAAUGGGGACCGUCUCUCCUGGGAUAUUUACGAGGAAGUUUUCAAGGCCCAUACCAUAUAGACCUGGUCAGUUGGCGCUUAGAAGAGUUUACGAUACUUGGAAUAUAAUAAAAAUGUAUUU